GCUUCCUAUUUCACACGGGUCGCGUGCUCCGCGGCUUCGGAUCGAUAAAAGAGUGCAUCGAUUUUCGUGCGAACCCCCGGAGAGGAGAGCCAGCCGGCGCCACGGAGGCCGCGCGCCCACCACCACCUCCACCACCCUCUUUCUCUCUACAUCCAUCGUCGUAUUUCGCAAUUAAUCGCUCUGCUUUGCUUUUGUUUCCUCUUUUGUUUUUUAGGAAGAUGUGGUUCGAGAUACUGCCCACCUUCAUGAUAGUCUUCGUUGCCAUGGCCAUCCCGCACUACGCAGCCCGCGGUUUGAACUGGCUUAUCGUGGGUAACUCCUAUCGUCGCCAACUGCUCACCGGCUCCGAGACCACGAAUUACUUGAGGGAUUCACGGCUCACAGGACAUCCCUACAAGAUUCGCGGUCUCGACUCUCUCUUCGAGGAAGAGGCCCGUGAUGACGACGAAGAAUGCUACGACGGUGAUGACGAUGAUAGCAAUAAUAAUAAGAAAGACGGCGGAAAGGAUGAUUAGCAUGCGGAGCGCGUGGUGUUGUUUUCGCAUUGCAAUUAGCGCUGAGGUCAGCCGGCUAUAAAUAGGCGCAAUUAAAAAUUAUGAUUUGAUUCGAUAUUUGCGAGACAUGUAAAUUAUUUAAAUAAAUAAAAUGGAAACAAAAAAUACGUACGAGGAACAACAAAAUUUAAUAAUAAACGAAGCAUCCUUCUGACUCGCGCGCUGCGGCGCUAACAGUCGUUGCGGUUGGCGGAGGGCCAACGGGCAGUCGGGGCGUCGCGACGCCUAAGUAUGGACGACGAAUUCCUGAUGGUCGAGAACCAUCUUCUUUCUCUCGCAUUGCAUUGGAGGAGCACCGAUCUACUUAGGUGGUUAAAGAAGAGAUCUUCAGCUGCUACAAAAUGGUAACAGCGUCAGAGAAGAAAUUAGAUACGACUUUGCUACAAUUUGUACAACUGGUACCGAUUAUUUUAAGUUUUUUUUUUAUAAGAGUCUCCUAUUAAUCCUAUCUUUAGUCACUUGCAGCAUGGUUAAACCGAAACCCUACAGCUGCGAGAAACUGUACAUGACUUUACUCGUAAAACCGGAACUAUAUUUUUUUUUUAAAUCCUAUUAAUAUUACAAAGAUUAUUAAAGAACUUUGUAAUUACAAAACUGGAAUAUUAUUUAUUUUUUCAUGUAAUAAACACAUUCACGCUAUGGCUACUAAUUUGGUUAAUCAGAAAUACAAAACUGGAAGCGGAAAACUAAAUGAAUGUAAGUUUUUUUUUAGCUAUUGAAAUGCUUAGAAAUAAACUCUAAAUACAAAAAUCAAGUGCUCCUGUUAAUCUUAUCUUUAGCAAUAUACAUAGUUAUAGAGAAGAUGUAAUAAAGUGUCAUCAUCGAUUUAAAAUAAUAGUAAAUUUGUAAAUCUGAAUAAAAAAAAUAUUAUUUUAAAUUUA
This is a messenger RNA of Nicrophorus vespilloides, 1435 nucleotides long. RefSeq lists its product as uncharacterized. NCBI's taxonomy places the organism in Eukaryota, Metazoa, Arthropoda, Insecta, Coleoptera, Silphidae. The transcript has 2 exons. Bases 219 to 515 code for a protein of 98 amino acids. The record is from RefSeq and is a predicted model, not a curated record.